This is a messenger RNA of Drosophila grimshawi, 947 nucleotides long. RefSeq lists its product as uncharacterized. The record is from RefSeq and is a predicted model, not a curated record. NCBI's taxonomy places the organism in Eukaryota, Metazoa, Arthropoda, Insecta, Diptera, Drosophilidae. The transcript has 4 exons. The coding region runs from base 37 to 726 and encodes 229 amino acids.
UGUAUUAAAUAACAAAAGUUGUGGUCAAGUGCAAUAAUGUUCAGGCUACAGAAUAUGCUUUUGCUUUUGUUGGGCUGGAACAUGUUGCUAGCCGUCUACGCAGCUGGUAACAAAAAGCAACAACAACAACAAGAAAUCUGGGAACAAGACCUUUCGGACACCUUUAAAAUCGAGGGCAGCGAUCAAGGCAUACAAAAGGUUAAUCUGAAAUGUGGUGCGAAUUCGAUGAAUGUGGUGCUGGAGACGGAGAAACCAUUUACGGGUGUGAUGUACACCCGGGGAAGUUUCUAUAAGCAAUCGGCGCCAUGCUUCAUGAAACCGAAUACGAAUCAAGGACUUCGCACAUUGGAGAUGAACUUCCAGUUGGAUCAGUGCCAAACGCUGAAGGAUGGCGAUCUCUAUUCGAACAUUGUCGUCAUCCAGAACGAUCCGGAGCUAAUCACGCCUGGUGAUUCGGCCUUCUCGCUGGAAUGCGAUUUCCGUCAGCCACGCAGCCUGGAUGUGGAGGCCAGCAUGCAGGCCAGGGACAGAGUGGCGACCAAAUCAAAAAUAACCCUCACAAGUCCCGAUCCCGCGGCACCAAUGGAUAAUCUACACAACUCGGUGUUUAGCAACAGUGAUACAGUAGAAUACAUACCAAAGUUCUCAAAACCAAAUGAAACCAUUCGACUGGGCACGGUUGAGGAGGUGACUCUGCCGCUGGCUCACCAAAGGGAUGAGCUCUAAACUCCAAACACUUUCGACCACCACAAACAAUACAAAAAAAACAUAAACACACUUUAAAAAAAAGAAAAGAAAACACUACAGGAAAAACGCACAGAAUGCAACACAGACGGUCUAAAGGCAAACGACUCGAAUUCUAUAUUGACUUGAAUGCUCUUUUUAAUAUCUAUAUCCUGUGAUAUUUUUUAAGUUUGCUUUUAAUAAAACAGAACACCCAAAACGUA